GCGGAGCCCGGGAGGCGGAGCAGGAAAAAGGAUCUGGAUUUUUUACUAUCGUAUCCCACUAUUUCGCCACCUGGUCGCAGGACGCUAGUCUCGGAGAAGCGAGGAGGAACGAAGCAGCGCGGUUCCUCUCCAACUAGAAGAUGGCGUCGAAUGACUCCCGGCUCCAGCAGCAGCCAGCCCAGAAGGACGCGGCCGACCAAAACUUUGACUACAUGUUCAAGCUGCUGAUCAUCGGCAACAGCAGCGUGGGAAAAACUUCCUUCCUGUUCCGAUACGCCGACGACUCCUUCACCUCCGCUUUUGUGAGCACAGUGGGCAUUGACUUCAAGGUCAAGACCGUCUUCCGCAACGACAAGAGGAUCAAGCUGCAGAUCUGGGACACGGCAGGGCAGGAGCGUUAUCGCACCAUCACCACGGCCUACUACAGAGGAGCCAUGGGCUUCCUGCUGAUGUACGACAUUACCAACCAGGACUCCUUCAGUGCAGUUCAGGACUGGGCGACCCAGAUCAAGACGUAUUCAUGGGACAAUGCCCAGGUGAUCCUGGUGGGUAACAAAUGUGACCUGGAGGACGACAGGAUUGUGCCGACGGAGGACAGCCAGAGACUGGCAGAGGAGCUAGGUUUCCAGUUCUUCGAGGCCAGCGCCAAGGACAACAUCAACGUGAAGCAGGUGUUUGAGCGUCUAGUGGACGUCAUCUGUGAGAAAAUGAACGAGAGCAUGGAGGGAGACGUGAACCUCAUGUCCAACCAUAAGAGCCAGGGCCUCCAGGACUCCCCUCCGGAGAGCCACGGCGGCUGCGCGUGCUAAACCCCUCCGCCUUACACACGCCCCCCACCCCACCCCACCCCACCACCACCACCACCACACACACACACACACACAAACACAAACACACACACACACACACAUAUACUUGUGCACACAAAAGGCCAACCCCAUCUCCAUGCCUCAUCUAUGGAGGUGUUGUACCUCUCUUUAAUCCGGCCACACCCGCUUCUUCUCCCCCUCCUUCCCAAAGCCCGACGCAAACCAUGGGGCAGCUAGCUGAGGUAAUCGGUCGGCGCAUCCACACCCCUCUCUCUGACCAGCCAGGCAAUGUGGCCCCUUCUUUCUUUCCUCCCAAGGGCCCCAUUCUGUCUCUAUCUGUUACUAUCGCUCUUUGUCACACUCUCCCUGCCUCACAACACACACACACACACACACACACACGCACACACACCGUUGCAGAUGUUGCACUCUGUGGCCUUGACACAUUAGUUCUGCAGUGAGCAGAUAGUCCACUUGGGACCACCAUGUCCCCCCCCCGCCCCCUCCCCCAGAUCAACUGUCUUGACCACACGAAGUCCAUCUACUGCACCAAGAGCAUUUUAAACCGAUCCUAGGGAACCACUAUUUAUUGGCUUUACCUUCGUUUUUUGUUUUUUUUCGUUUUUUUUAAA
Lampris incognitus (smalleye Pacific opah) is the source of this 1441-nucleotide messenger RNA. It is a transcript of the gene rab3db, whose product is annotated as RAB3D, member RAS oncogene family, b. Gene Ontology annotation, cellular component: synaptic vesicle; plasma membrane; endosome. Bases 141 to 809 code for a protein of 222 amino acids. The transcript has 5 exons. Gene Ontology annotation, molecular function: GTP binding; GTPase activity. Gene Ontology annotation, biological process: regulation of exocytosis; protein secretion; protein localization to plasma membrane. The record is from RefSeq and is a predicted model, not a curated record. Lineage: Eukaryota; Metazoa; Chordata; Actinopteri; Lampriformes; Lampridae.